Molecule: messenger RNA, 1330 nt
Organism: Perca flavescens (yellow perch)
Lineage: Eukaryota; Metazoa; Chordata; Actinopteri; Perciformes; Percidae
Gene: stx3a
Product: syntaxin 3a
Exons: 10
Coding region: 353-1210 (285 amino acids)
Biological process (GO): intracellular protein transport; exocytic insertion of neurotransmitter receptor to postsynaptic membrane; vesicle fusion
Cellular component (GO): SNARE complex; plasma membrane; postsynapse
Molecular function (GO): SNARE binding; SNAP receptor activity
Source: RefSeq, a predicted model, not a curated record
GAGGCUUAGAGGGACCUCAGGUUAGGUUGGCCACUAGUAUUGCCUCAGAGAGAAUCCUCCAAACAACCAAGAGCUUCUAUUCAUGAACAGUUUUGAUUCCUUCCUUAUUCUAACGCACCUUCAUGUCUGCGGCUCCUUCUCUGGCUCUGACCACUCUUUUCCGGUCAAAUCUCCAGGAUUAAUUGAAGGAGCUAAUCAUUUCCACUGGGCUAAUUUGGAGGCCAUUUUAAUAGCUGUUAUAGGCUUAGGCUAGGCAACGCAUUGUUGUGCGAGACCUGUGAGGUUGCCUUUUUUUCUAUUUAUUUAUUUAUUUGUUUGUUAAUUUUUUAUUUGAACCUGCAGACUCCUCAAGAUGAAGGACCGACUGGCACAGCUGAAGGAGAAGAGUGAUGGUGGAAGCGAUGACAUUGAGGUUCCUGUGGAAAAUGAGGGUUUUAUGGAUGAUUUCUUUACUCAGAUUGAAGAUAUCCGUAUCAGCAUUGACAAAAUCGACGAGAGCGUAACAGAAAUCAAAAAACUCUACUCCACCAUCUUGUCGGCCCCCACAUCUGACCAGAAAACACAAGAUGACGUUGAAGCCCUCACCAAUGAGAUCAAGAAAUCAGCCAAUAACGCAAGAAACAAACUUAAAAGUAUUGAGCGCCAGCUUGAGUCCAACACAGAUGAGAGGACCUCAGCCGACCUCAGGAUACGCAAAUCACAGCAUGCUAUCCUGGCCAAGAAGUUUGUAGAGGUGAUGACAAAAUACAACGAGGCUCAAGUGGACUUCAGAGAUAAGAGCAAAGGACGAAUCGCCAGACAGCUGGAAAUCACGGGGAAAGCAACGACUGACGAGGAACUGGACGAGAUGCUGGAGGGAGGCAACUCAGCUGUCUUUACUGCCGGGAUCAUGGACUCUAAGAUCAACCAGCAGGCCCUGAAUGAGAUCGAGGCUCGUCACAAAGACAUUAUGAGGCUGGAAAGCAGCAUCAAAGAGCUCCAUGACAUGUUUGUUGAUAUCGCCAUGCUGGUUGAGAAUCAGGGUGGCAUGAUUGACAGAAUUGAGAGCAACAUGGAUCAGUCAGUGGGCUUUGUAGAGAGGGCAGUGGCCGACACCAAAAAGGCAGCCAAAUUCCAGCAGGAGGCGCGCAGGAAACAAAUGAUGAUCUUCUGCUGCUGUGUGAUUUUGGCCUUGGUACUCGGUUCAUUUGUCUACAGCUUCUUCAAAUAGAAAACCAGAAUGAGGCCACCCCGCAGCUCAGUCCACACAGUACAGGAUGAGGCAGAGCAGAGCUACUUGCCGAGGAUCACAAAAUAGAGCCUGGGCUCUGUUUACUGUCAUUUCAACUAA